AUGAUCUAUUGCGUUUCAAGAACUUAUGCAAAAACUAAAGAUAUUUAGCAUCAAAAACAUUCUUCUACUAGUACCAUCAUUUCAAAACCUCCAGAAACCAAUAAUACAUCAAUUCAUGAAUUUUAUGUUUCUAACAAUAUGAUGCUUAGCUUGUUAACUUUCUCAGAGCAAGAAUCUAAAGCUGAAUCCAAAAUCCCUUUAAAUACUUAGCAAGAAGAUAAUUAAUUUUAUUCAUAUAGAUAAUCAUUACAAAAACAAUUAUCUGAAAGAAAAAUUAAAAGAAAUUAUGAUUUAGAACCAAUUACAAGAGAAAACAAUUCAAUAUCAUCAAUAUAUAUACCUGAAUAAGUUGAACAAAAUUAAAACUAAGGACUAAAUAGUUAAACAGUGCCAAAUCUAUUCCAGAAAUCUUAAUUGUGUACUUAAAAUAAAAUCAAUCCAUUACUUUGUAAUUCUUCCUCUAAUGAAAUUUCAUUUGGAUAGUAUAAAUUAAAAAAAAAUGAAAUCUUUUAAGAUACUAAUUCAAUUUCUAAUGUUACAGAUACAGAAACUAUGAUUCAUAUACCUAUGUAAUUUUAACCAUUCUAGUUCAAACAAUGA
Molecule: messenger RNA, 600 nt
Organism: Paramecium primaurelia
Lineage: Eukaryota; Ciliophora; Oligohymenophorea; Peniculida; Parameciidae
Source: the annotation of a GenBank genome assembly